Armigeres subalbatus is the source of this 3029-nucleotide messenger RNA. Its product is annotated as PHD and RING finger domain-containing protein 1-like. The transcript has 6 exons. The record is from RefSeq and is a predicted model, not a curated record. NCBI's taxonomy places the organism in Eukaryota, Metazoa, Arthropoda, Insecta, Diptera, Culicidae. The coding region runs from base 185 to 2398 and encodes 737 amino acids.
AAGACCAAGAAGGAAAAAAACUUCAAAAGUGCAAAAAAGCGAAGCGCAUCAGCAUCAGCAAAUUCUGUACGUGUGAAGUGAACAGCCAUUCCAAAACAAAAACAUCCGCGGAGAAAAUAAGUGAUACUGUCACGAAAUUAACCGGGAGAAGGAUAAAACAUUCGUUAACCGACAUCCGGCGGCAAUGCGUAUGACGAGAUUUUCACGCGGCCGUCCAGACUACGGCGGUGGUGGAGGUCGAAGAGGCCCACCGCCUUCCAAUGGUGGUCGCUUUCGAGGAGGUCGUGGCAUGUCGCCACCCAGUCGUUACCCAUCGCGACAGCAAAGACGCUCGAGUUUCGAGGGUCCUCCUUCCUAUCGGUUAGGGCCACCGAUGCAGCAGCACGCAAGGACGGAACACUAUCCCCAAACGAGCGGUGGCGGUCGCCACCAGCCUCAUCACCGGAUGAGUGAAGAAUUUCGUGGAUCAUAUUCACACCAGGCACCGCAGCACAGUCGCCCACGGCGAGAGCCUCACCAGCAGCUCACUCCGCACCUGAUCGAGCGGGCGCGAUAUCCGGAUCAUCGAUACAGAUCUCCGAUCGAAAUGAUAGCAAAAAGCCCCUCGAUUGAAAAAGAGAUAAAACCGAGGCUACCACGUGAACGGGGUCGUAGUCCCCCCCUAGAUCGAAGACGAACCAAGAAGCGAGACCGCAGUCUUAGUGCUGCCCUCAGUGAUAUAAGUUCUGGCAGCAGUUUCUUCGCCGACGUUGUGGACAGCGAUGCGUACGCCAGUCCGGAUUACGAUGAAUUAACCAGCGAGGAGGAGGAAGAAAUCGAUGAAGCUGACGAGGAAGGCGAAGAGGAAGAAGAGGAAGAGGAAAUACUAGAAGAAAUUGUCAAGCGAAAGAAGAGAAAGAAAGACAAGAAGAAGAAAGAACGUGAACGAAAGCAGCGAAAGAAGGAGAAAAAACGUAAGAAGGAAAUUCUAGAGGAGAGAAUCUGUCCUCCGGAACAUGAUGUUGCUCAAUCGAAGGAAAUUUUCUCAUCGGGAAAGAACAUUUUGGUCAGUGUAAGCUUUGCUGAUGGGGAUCGCGAGGAUGCGGCUGCAGCAGAACGUGCUUACCGAAAAGCUAAGAAGAAAAAAGCCAACCGAAAGAAAACAAAGACAGAAAGCAAACACAAGGACGAUCGCAAGAAGCAUGAUGACUCGGAAGAGUACCCAUCGACAAGUCAACGAAAGAAACGUAAAGUGGAUGAAAAUGUCAAACCAGUGGCGAUAAUUGAUUUGGAACGUUCGCCCGGCAAGCAGCUGAUCUCCAGUCCCAAGGAAGUGAUCGUCCUCAGUGACGAAGAAGGCGGCAAUAAGAAAAAGAGCAAACCGACCAACGAUCUGGUCGGACCAAACACUCCUCCGGAACCGGCACCCAAAUCGCCGGAAUCAUACGAUCCCUUCGAACCGACCAAAUCUCCUACAGAGUCACCUGCUUCGGGGCAUAAUCUGGGCAGCAUAUCCACCGUGAGCUAUCCGGAGCAUCACCAUCAACACCACCACCAUCAUCAUUUGCAUCAACGACAACCGAAGGAUGCCCAGUUGGCUAUUUCUCAAGCAUCGGUCGAUCUCAACAGUGCCGUCGGCGACCACUACGACGAUAGCAUUCUGGACCUGCAUCCGUCGUCACCGAUGGAUCAACUGUCGCCACGAGGGCCGUUCCGACAGUCGCCACUCAAAGCGCAUCGACCUUCUCCGAUGAAAAAGUCAAGCCAUGCUACGGCUACGAUCACUUCAGGAGCUUUGGCACCGGGAACGACAGCCACGGGUUUGCAAGCGUUUGGCGAAGACAUGGACGAUGGAGAUAUUUCACCGUACUCGCCGCGGUCCAGUGACUGCGAUGAUCAUAUGUUUGAUCCGCCGCCGGAGGGUAGCUCCGCCAAUGGCAGCCAGCAACAACCGAAGACCAUAGCCCUCACGGUGGACAACUUGAGGAAGGUGUUCGGAAACGAUAAAAAGACACUGUACGGGGACCUGAGGAGGCCGAACGAGGCCGUUUUGGUGGUGGACGAAAUGUACAAACCGCAACGAGUGACGAUGGAGAUGCUCGAUGAAAUGCCAAACUCUGCAGUUGAUCUCCAGAUCAAAGAAAAGUUGAUACAAAAAUUGCAACGUCAGGAGCGGAUCAUUGAAGAGGUCAAGCACUUCCUGAAACCACACUUCAACAAAAAGCGCAUCAACAAGGACGAGUACAAGGACAUCAUGAAAAAGUCCGUUCCGAAGAUAUGCCACAGUCGCUCCGGUGAGAUCAACCCGGUCAAGGUCCAGAACCUGAUUGCCGCGUACGUGAAGAAAGCGAUCGCGAAGCGACGCAUCGCUGGCCACAGUGGUAACGCGAUAGUGUCGUCCACUACGGCGGUCACGUGAGAACAAUGAUCGCGAACGAGAAGUCUCGCGAACAAGAGUUGUACUACGCGUCGUCGGAGGGAGGACGUGUCGUGCGGUCUCGAAACGGGUGGUUGAGUGUUGUUGUUGUCCCGCGUGAUUCCGUAUGGCGGCGGUGCUCCGGUGUUUUUUUGAGGGGGAGAGAAAAAGCAGAAGCAGCACUACUGUUGGAAAGAAGAAUCUUUACGUUAAGGUUAAAAGGCAUUGCGAGACUAAGUGAGGUAGAAGUUGUGGAGGUCUCAGAAGAUGUUGCAACACGUGUUUUAGGGAACAUGAUGUGAAUUAGUGUCUCAGGUGAAACUUGCAAGUAUUUAAGUGAAGCGUAUCACUCUGAGAGCAGAAACAAAACAAAAAUGGCAGGAAGUGUGCAGCAAAAUCGUUUCCAGGAAAGCUGAACGAUCUACAUAAUUGUAUUAUAGAAUAACUCAGCUGUGCACGGUAAAAGGCAAUGUGCAAAUGGAAAAGUGUAAGUGAAAGAGUGGAUAAAUCGAGCGUAUGUAGGAUAGUCCUAAGUUGUGGAGCAACGGAGCGUAAGUUAUAAUUUAUAAAUUUUAUUUUUAUUAUACAAACAAACAUUUCAUCAUUAAUACAGAGUAAUGAUAUUCAAGUGAAA